This is a messenger RNA of Clunio marinus, 972 nucleotides long. The record is from the annotation of a GenBank genome assembly. NCBI's taxonomy places the organism in Eukaryota, Metazoa, Arthropoda, Insecta, Diptera, Chironomidae.
AUGGACAAUGAACAGCCAUGGCAGCCACCUGAACAACAGAAAGUCAAUCAAUUCCCUCAAACUUUGCCAGAAGUGCCUGAAGUCACAAUAUUUUCACCAACGAACAAAAUUCCAUCAGUUAAGCCACAAGCAAGCAAUUUUAUUCAAAGAGCGAUGGCAAAUGCUGUUGUAAAUAAUAAAAAUUCCAAGUCUCAACCAAUAAAAAGACCAACAAAUUACAUGCCCAGCGUUAUCAGCCAUGAAAUUUUAAAUAGUGUAAAGCCUCAAGUGCCAGAUUUAAGUUUAUUGGAUACACAGACGCAAUCGAAGGUUCAGACAAAUAUUAGAAUUUCGAACCAGCCAUCAACAAGUUCUCAGCAUAUGAACAAAAAUAAUUCGAAAGAAAACUUCAUGAACAUGAUGUCAAUGCCUUUAGUUCCAGACGUGACGAUCCUUGAAGAAGAACCGAAAAAACAGCAAAAUCUUCCUAAGCGUCAAGUUUUAAGUGAAUCUUAUCAGAAAAUGUUGAUCAACUCACAUGAACAAUUUAUGAAGCAAAUCCAACACGACAAAGAAGAUUUUUGUGUUAAUAGUUCAGCUCCACAAACAAAACCUGGAUUUAUCACCUCACAGUUAAAUAACUUUCAAGACAAUCCUCUCAGAAAAUACGCUCCAAAACCUCAACCGAAGAAUCAACGAUGUCAAGCUGACACUUCAUCAAUUUUGAUAGAUGUUGACGACAUUCCUGAAGCAAAUAACGAUAAAGUUGAAGAUGAAAUGACUUUUAAGAAAGUCGCUGAAAUGCUUCAUGAGAUUCAAAGACUUGUAGUCCCAGGAAAGGACGUAAAUGACCCCAACAACAUAAUUGAGACUCCCCCAACACAAAACCAAAUUCUCUUGAAAUUGGCAAAAACCUAUCUUACUCCCGAAGAAAUUGAAUUUUAUGAUAUUGAAAAUGAGUUGAAAGGAACAGAAAGUGAUGAAUCUUCAUGA